AUGAAUCAAGAGACCAACAACAACGGGGCCUUAUUGGCACCGUCGCCGUUCUACCGGCGUGCUUCUUCGCCCAGUUCGCAAGCCUUAAACCUUCGACGGCGCAAGAUCGAGAUCGAAGUGGUUGACAAAGGCCCCAAGGGCCCGACGUGGCAGUUCCCGGGAUUCGGUACAUCGGAGCAUGUACUGGUUCCUGAAGUGGAGCUCGCCGACAUCCAAGUCGAGCUCGACAAGCCUCGCACGUUUCUCGGGGAACUUCCCGCGACCGCCAUCUGCGGCAACGAUAUCCUGUCCAGCGUGCUGUACUCGGCGUCGUCGGUGGCCGCGAAAUCCGGCAAACUCAUGCCCAUUCCUCUGAUCAUGGUGUCGGCCGUGCUGUUCUCGUUCCGUUUCAUCUACGAAGAAGUCGUCACCGCUAUACCUAUGAACGGAGGUACUUACAACGCACUACUUAACACGACGUCCAAGCGCACGGCAGCCCUCGCAGCGUGUCUGAGUAUUUUAUCCUACCUGGCGACGGGUGUGGUUUCCGCGACGUCGGGUGUGCGCUACCUCAACAACCAGGUGGAGAUCCCUAUCGUCGGAUGUACGAUCAUCCUACUCGGAGCUUUUGCUCUCCUGUCCGCUUUGGGUACAGCCGAAAGCUCACGCGUGGCUGUGGUCAUUUUCCUGCACCAUAUCAUCGUGCUCAGUAUCCUCUUCGUGUCGUGCAUAGUCUACGGUGUUCAACAUCCUCAUGUCUUCAGCGACAACAUGCACUCCGAGUUACCCGAGGUGGAUUUCGCGGGUUCCAUGCUCGAUGGCAACGUGUUCACGUCCAUUUUCUUCGGAUUUGGUGCUUCCAUGUUGGGUAUCACGGGGUUUGAGUCGUCGUCGAACUACGUCGAGGAACAGGCUCCGGGUGUCUUCCGGAAGACUCUGCGCAACAUGUGGGCACUCGUCACUUUUUUCAACAUUGGCUUAGGGACUGGGAUUCUGGCUGUGCUCCCGUUAGGAGGUGACGACGGCAUCUACGCACACGGCGAUGCCUUGCUGGCAAAGGUGGGGCAUGUGGCUGUGGGGAGCUGGUUCGAGACGUGGGUUUGCGUGGAUGCUUUCGUUGUCCUGUGCGGUGCUGUAUUGACGUCGUACGUCGGUAUCUGUGGUCUCGUUCAACGUUUAUCAAGCGACAGAGUGUUGCCGGCAUUCCUGGCCAACAAGAACAAACUGCGCGGCACCAACCACAACAUCAUCGGCAUUUACUUCCUACUGGCAUCCAGUCUUGUGUUGAUCUUGAAUGCGGAUGCCUCUACUGUCAACGGGGUCUACACGUACGCGUUCCUCGGUCUGAUGGCAAUGUUUUCAUGCGCCUGUAUGCUGCUCAAAGGCAAGCGUUCCGAGAUUCCUCGAGAUAUCCACGCGUCGUGGUCGGUCGUUAUCGUCGGGUUCCUACUUGUCGUGGUGGGCAUUUUCGCGAACCUAUUGGGCGAUCCGUCCGUACUCAUGUACUUUGCUAUCUACUUCAUCGUCGUGAUGCUCGUGAUCUUCGUCAUGUUCGAGCGCGUCACGAUCCUUCGCGUUGUUCUGGUGUUUUUGCAGAGCGUAGCGCCGUCUCGAAUGGGGAAGGAGAUUAUCGUCGGUAUGGUGGAGGAUGGAACACCUGAAGUGGAGCACACUGGUGCGCGUGGAGGACGCACUAUUGCACGUACUAUUGUGAGCAUCCGCAACGCUCCCAUUGUCUUCUUCUGCAAGGUGCCCGACCUGACUAUUAUCAACAAGGCCAUCAUCUACGUGCGUCGUAACGAACAGACCCACACGCUGCGCAUUGUGCACGUGUUCACGGACGAAGAGGCCGAUGCACCGGUGCUCACAGCGUUCCGUGAGAUGGCUGCGUUGUUUGACAGCAUGUACCCGAAGAUCCGAGUGGAUUUCGUGUCGGUGCAAGGUGAGUUCUGUCCGGCGAUGAUCGAGUGGUUGUCGCGCUCGAUGAAUGUGCCGCGCAACAUGAUGUUCAUCACACAGCCAGACAUUUUGUCGGCGGAGCGCGUGUCGACGGCCGGUGUGCGCGUGAUCACUGCGUAG
This is a messenger RNA of Phytophthora nicotianae INRA-310, 2058 nucleotides long. RefSeq lists its product as hypothetical. The transcript has a single exon. Gene Ontology annotation, biological process: amino acid transport; transmembrane transport. Gene Ontology annotation, molecular function: amino acid transmembrane transporter activity. Bases 1 to 2058 code for a protein of 685 amino acids. The record is from RefSeq and is a predicted model, not a curated record. Gene Ontology annotation, cellular component: membrane. Lineage: Eukaryota; Oomycota; Peronosporomycetes; Peronosporales; Peronosporaceae.